Molecule: messenger RNA, 1218 nt
Organism: Hippopotamus amphibius kiboko
Lineage: Eukaryota; Metazoa; Chordata; Mammalia; Artiodactyla; Hippopotamidae
Gene: TSPYL6
Product: TSPY like 6
Biological process (GO): nucleosome assembly
Cellular component (GO): nucleus; chromatin
Molecular function (GO): chromatin binding; histone binding
Source: RefSeq, a predicted model, not a curated record
AUGAGCGUUCCUGAUGGGGUCCGGAUCCCUCUCCCCCAAUCCUGCAACCUCACUACUCCAGACGAUGCCCUGGGAGACCUGAACCCACAGCAGUGCCAGAAGCUUCUAGAGGAAACCCAAGGUGACGCACGUGAUGGCGCAGACAAGUGAGGGCAGCUUGGAGACGUCGCGCUCCCACCGCCCCAGGUUCCGGAGGAGGGGGGCGCACCCCAGGACCCCACAGACUGCGGUCCUGCUCCCCAGAUCCCAGUCGCUGGGGGGGGGCAAGGUCAUGGAGCCGCCAAAGUGGGGCGGGAGGAGGCCAUGCCACCCAGGGAGGAUGUGGAAGCAGGCUGCCUGAAAAAUGGCUUUUGGAGUGAAACCGGUAGGGAGAAGGCCCUAGAGACCUGUGGCACAGGGCGGUCGGAGUCUGAGCCGAUGGCUGGGGUGAAGGCUGUGGAAGUGAAGACUGAAGAGGGCCCCAUCUUCUCAGAAGCAGUGGACGAGGAGAGGGCUGAAGUGGAAGAGAAGCCAAGGGGUGAAGUGGUGGAGGAGCACAAAGGGGUAAAUGAGGUGAAGGAUGGGCAGGGCCCCUGGCCCUGAGUGAGGGUCUCCACCAGAACCCCCCAGGAGGCCAUCCAGCUGCAACCCCACACUGUGAACCCUCGGGCUGACCGCGCCUUCCUCCAGUUGGGGCGCAAGUUUGGGCACAUACGUCAACCCUACCGACAGCGGAGGAACCACAGAAUUCAGAACAUGCCGCGCUUCUGGGUCACUGCCUUUCCGAACCACCCGCAGCUGUCUGCUCUGAUUAGAGGCAGAGUUGCAGAGAUGUUCAGGUACUUAACCAAUUUGGAGAUGAAGGAACUCAGACAUUGUAGGAUAGGCUGCAAGUUCUUCUUUCGAAGAAACCCAUUUAGAAACCAGUGGAUUGUGAAGGAAUACAAGGUCAGAUCCUCUGGCCAAGUGGUGUCUCUUUCCACUCCCAUCAUAUGGCACCCGGGCCAUGAACCCCAGGCCUUCCUUCAGAGGAAGCAAGACCUCAUGUGCAGCUUCUUUGCCUGGUCUUCAGACAACAGCCUUCCAGAGUCUGACAGGAUUGCUGAGAUUAUCAAAGAGGACCUCUGGCCAAAUCUACUGUAAUACUACCUACUGGAUGAAGGAGCCUAUAGAGCUAGACUUCCCCAGAUAAGGGAGCCAGUGGAGAUCCCCAGGCCCUUUGGGUGCCAAUUUGGUUAA